AUGUAUGUAUUCAUCAACCCGGCAGCUCCUUGGCUGGGGGAGCACAUCAAGUCAUUCGUCAAACAGCACGUGUCAGACGCCGUCUUCAUCGACGACCUUGACGAAUUGCCGUUGAAUGCACCAACUGUUUUUCAGUUUUGUGAUGGAUGGGCUCUUAACCGCAACUUCGCCGCUCUGAAUGCAGCGGAGACGGCGCUCAUCAACGCCUAUCCCAACAGUGACGCCUUGGCCAGAAAAGACUACCUCGCCAGGGUUGUUGAAUACUGGGCGGCCAAGAGACCUGAAAGCAUCCUCAGGAAGACCGUGCCUCUCACAGUCCGGCUGUCUCUUGAUUAUGCCGAGUAUGUCGACGAUUCUCUGACUGCUGCGGAUGACCUCACGCUCUUGUAUUCGCUUGAGGAGAAUGAUGACAAGCCCGCCUCGGAGCGUGAGUGGUGGAUUCUCAAGCCAGCAUUGGUUGACUGCGGCGCUGGCAUCCGUCUCUUCAGCACCAUGGAUGAGCUUGCGAGCCAUCUUGAGCUUGCCGAGUACGAGGACGACGAUGACGAUGAAAGCGAUGAAAGCGAGCAGACCGUACAGGAAGUGGCCGAGAAGCCAGCCGGCGAUGCGGACUGCAAUUCCAACAACUUCUCGCCUACCCUGUCAACACCUGGCUUGGACUCUUUGGAUGCGCUCAUUACUGCAACUGGAGAAAUGUCUGUCAAGGAAAGUAAACAAGGUGUUCAAAGAGCACCGAAGCCACAGUACGUCUUCAAGGAAGGCGGAAGAAUUCCAUCAGCUCAGAUGCGCGAGUUUGUAGCGCAGAGAUACAUCGUUCACAUCCCGCCCAUGGAGAAGAGGAAGUGGCACGCCCGAGCUUACGUUCUUGCUAUGGGUCGCCUCAAGGUAUACGUCUUCAAGGAGAUGCUUGCGCUACUAGCUGGCGAGGACUACGAGCCUCCUUGGUUGAACCCGAGCUUGAAGUCUUCCUUGACCAACACGGCGCUGCAAGACGAAGAUGUCUUCAUCAACAAGCAGUCGAUGAGGGACUACUGGGCAGCCCCUGAUGACUUGCUCCCGGGCGACUGGAAGGCGAACGUGUUCGAGCAGAUCUGCGACAUCUCUUCCGAGUUGUUCCGCGCCGCUGCUCACACCAUGGCAGACAAGUUCACUACGGUGGACAAAUGCUUCGAAUUGUUUGCCGUAGACUUCCUCAUCGACACGAGCGGCACUGCCUGGCUUUUAGAGGUUAACGAAACGCCGGCAUUUUACGAUGUUGGUAUGGCCGGUCCUCUGGCGCUGCGGCUCAUGGAAUCCGUCAUCUGCAUUUCUAUGGAGCACAUGGGCAUGGCCAAACUGGACGAUGAGCACAAUGCGCUGGUGAAAAAGCGAAUGAUCCAAGUCUUGGAUGAGACAAACCAUCUAGCAAAGAGUAACAUCACUGAGAUUCUCCCGGAAAUUUAG
Messenger RNA from Colletotrichum truncatum, 1443 nucleotides. RefSeq names its product tubulin-tyrosine ligase. NCBI's taxonomy places the organism in Eukaryota, Fungi, Ascomycota, Sordariomycetes, Glomerellales, Glomerellaceae. Gene Ontology annotation, biological process: protein modification process. Gene Ontology annotation, cellular component: P-body. The record is from RefSeq and is a predicted model, not a curated record.